Python bivittatus (Burmese python) is the source of this 3159-nucleotide messenger RNA. NCBI's taxonomy places the organism in Eukaryota, Metazoa, Chordata, Lepidosauria, Squamata, Pythonidae. The record is from RefSeq and is a predicted model, not a curated record.
UGCCCCUGGUCCUGCUUGUGACUCUGGCUUGCUUGCAGAGCGGGAUGGUUGGCUGUCCGGUCUGGAAUGUCGUCCUGGACGACCAACCUCAGGGACGGUGCUUCAGCUCCUAAGUUCUUUGUUGGCUCCCGAGAUGAGGAGGUGGACUUCCUGGGACCAGACAUGAAGAUGGACGAAAUGGACUUCUUUGAGGAUGAAGAGGAGCAGGAGGAGGAGGAGGAGGAGGAGGAGGAGGAGGAGGAAGAGUCGCCCCCAGAACGGCAGAUUGUCGUUGGCAUUUGCGCCAUGACCAAAAAGUCCAAGUCCAAGCCCAUGACCCAAAUCUUGGAGCGGCUGUGCAAGUUUGAGUACAUCACAGUGGUGAUCAUGGGGGAAGAGGUCAUCCUGAAUGAACCAGUGGAGAACUGGCCAGCCUGUGACUGCCUCAUCUCCUUCCACUCCAAAGGUUUCCCUCUGGACAAAGCCGUUGCUUAUGCCAAGCUCCGCAACCCUUUUUUGAUUAACGACCUUGAUAUGCAAUAUUACAUCCAGGACAGGCGGGAGGUGUACCGGAUCCUGCAGGAAGAGGGAAUAGACCUGCCUCGCUAUGCGGUGCUCAACCGGGACCCUGAUCACCCCGAGGAGUGCAACCUGGUGGAGGGGGAGGAUCAUGUGGAGGUCAAUGGUGCCGUUUUUCCUAAGCCCUUUGUGGAGAAGCCGGUCAGUGCUGAGGACCACAACGUCUACAUCUACUAUCCCACUUCAGCUGGUGGGGGUAGCCAACGGCUUUUCCGCAAGAUUGGGAGCCGGAGCAGCGUCUACUCUCCAGAGAGCAGCGUGCGGAAGACUGGAUCGUAUAUUUAUGAGGAGUUUAUGCCUACAGAUGGCACGGACGUCAAGGUCUACACCGUUGGUCCUGACUAUGCACAUGCAGAGGCACGGAAGUCCCCGGCUCUUGAUGGAAAAGUGGAGCGGGAUAGCGAAGGAAAGGAGAUCCGCUACCCAGUUAUGCUAACAGCCAUAGAGAAGCUGGUGGCCCGAAAAGUCUGUGUGGCCUUCAAGCAGACAGUGUGCGGCUUUGACUUACUGCGGGCCAACGGCCAAUCCUUUGUCUGUGAUGUCAAUGGCUUCAGUUUUGUGAAGAACUCUAUGAAGUAUUAUGACGACUGUGCCAAGCUCCUUGGGAACAUCAUCAUGCGGGAAAUGGCUCCUCAGUUCCAGAUCCCCUGGUCCAUCCCCACGGAAGCAGAAGACAUCCCCAUUGUGCCCACAACUUCAGGGACAAUGAUGGAACUACGCUGUGUGAUUGCAGUUAUAAGGCACGGUGAUCGUACCCCCAAGCAGAAGAUGAAGAUGGAAGUGAAGCAUCCCAGGUUCUUUAUUUUGUUUGAAAAAUACGAGGGCUAUAAGACUGGGAAGCUGAAGCUGAAAAAGCCGGAGCAGCUUCAGGAGGUGCUGGACAUUGCUCGCUUGCUGGUGCAGGAGCAGGGUGCCCUCGGGGACUCGGUGGCUGAGGAGCAGAAAUCCAAAUUGGAGCAGCUCAAGACUGUUUUGGAGAUGUAUGGGCACUUUUCUGGCAUCAACCGCAAAGUACAACUGACUUACUUGCCUCAUGGGCAGCCGAAGGCAUCCAGUGAGGAGGAAGGUCUCAAGGAAGCCUCCCCUUCUCUGCUCCUGGUGCUGAAGUGGGGGGGUGAGCUGACUCCUGCGGGGAGAGUCCAAGCAGAGGAGCUGGGGCGAGCCUUCCGCUGCAUGUAUCCGGGGGGCCAAGGGGACUAUGCUGGCUUUCCAGGCUGCGGCCUUCUUCGACUACACAGCACAUACCGCCAUGAUCUCAAGAUCUACGCCUCUGAUGAGGGCAGAGUCCAGAUGACAGCGGCAGCAUUUGCAAAGGGCCUCCUUGCUCUGGAAGGGGAACUGACUCCGAUCCUGGUGCAGAUGGUGAAGAGCGCCAACAUGAAUGGCCUCCUAGACAGCGAUAGUGACUCUCUCAGCAGCUGCCAGCACCGGGUGAAGGCUCGCCUCCGGGAGAUCAUGCAGAAGGACAUCUCAUUCUGCGCAGAGGACUACGAGAAGCUGGCACCAACAGGCAGUGCCUCGCUCAUCAGGUCCAUGGGAAUCAUCAGGAAUCCAGUGGAGACCUGCGAUCAGGUCUUCGAGCUGAUUGAGAGCCUCACUUCCCAGAUCCAGAAACGUCUGGAAGACCCAAAGUCUGCUGACCUUCAGCUGUACCACAGUGAGACCCUGGAGCUGAUGCUGCAGCGCUGGAGGAAGCUUGAGCAGGACUUCCGACUGAAGAACCGGCGUUACGAUAUCAGCAAGAUCCCUGAUAUCUAUGACUGUGUCAAGUAUGACAUACAGCACAACGCCGCCCUGCAGCUGGAAGGCACCUCUGAGUUGCUACGGCUCUCCAAGGCUCUAGCAGACAUUGUCAUUCCCCAGGAAUAUGGCAUCAGCCAGCAGGAGAAGCUGGAGAUUGCUGUGGGCUUUUGCCUGCCUCUCAUCAGGAAGAUCCAGCUGGACCUGCAGCGAACCCACGAGGACGAGUCUGUCAACAAACUGCACCCCUUGUAUUCAAGGGGAGUCCUGUCUCCAGGGCGCCAUGUUCGGACACGUUUGUACUUCACCAGCGAGAGCCACGUCCACUCCCUGCUUAGCAUCUUCCGCUAUGGAGGCCUGCUGGAUGCAUCGAAAGAUCCCCAGUGGAAGAGAGCCAUGGAUUACCUGGGUGCCAUUUCAGAGCUGAACUACAUGACCCAGAUCGUCAUCAUGCUGUAUGAAGAUAACAACAAGGAUCCAUCGUCCGAGGAGAGGUUCCACGUGGAGCUGCAUUUCAGUCCUGGAGUGAAAGGCUGUGAAGGGGAAGGCAGUGCCCCUGCGGGAUGCGGCUUUCGCCCAGCGUCAGCAGAGGUGAGCUUGCACCUCCACAGGAGAGCUGAGUGCCGCCCUUUCUUCAGAGGGCAAGGGUGGCAAUUAGAUGCCAAGGCUGGGUAUCACCUGCAACAUGCCCAGCCCUGGAGGUCGUAGGCCUGCUCGUGCUGCAGGAGGAGUGUCAGAGUGAGAAGCCGCUGCAGCCUUCUCUUGUUAACUCUAGUAGCAAAAUUACUGAUACACUAAAAAUAUCACGAGGAGAAGUGUCAGAAUCCUCGGAAGAUUUUAUAAUAGAUUAUUAGAUGGCUA